AGGAUGUUAUAGUUAUGUACACACACUCCACAUCCACACACCAAUCAAUAGAUUUCUUUUUCCAAUCUCCUCCCCAAAUUUGUAUACCCACCCCAUUACUGAUCACAUGCCCUGUUAACUCCCUCUUAAUCCCAACAAUUUCUUACAAUCGUAGUCAACAAGGACGAUCGUGAUGAUGAUCCAAUCGGGUGUAGGAGGAGGAGGAGGAGUAACGACUAACAAAACCGCUGCCACCCGACUUGCUUCUUUUAGUGCUUCUCAGAUCUUCGGCGGCUGCCACGAGCGGGACAUUCUUAUAAAGAAAACCAAUUCCUCUGUUCCAUUCGCUCACCGGAAAAUGUCUCAUUCCAACAUUACUGAUGGAGGAAGAAGAAGAAGCAGCAGUAGCUCAAGCCCGCAUGUUUUUUGCCCCAAAGCUGUUUCUGACUCUAGUUAUUCUCAGACCUGUCUCGACCCUGAUGCCAGCAACAGUGUGCUUGGAAUCAUCCUUGGUGGUGGAGCAGGGACUCGACUAUAUCCUCUUACAAAGAAAAGAGCCAAACCUGCUGUUCCUUUAGGAGCUAAUUACAGGCUCAUCGAUAUACCUGUCAGCAAUUGCUUAAACAGCAACAUAUCAAAGAUAUAUGUUCUCACCCAAUUCAAUUCUGCAUCUCUCAAUCGACAUCUCUCAAGGGCAUAUGCAACCAACAUGGGUGGCUAUAAGAAUGAAGGUUUUGUUGAAGUUCUUGCAGCACAACAAAGCCCUGAGAAUCCGGAUUGGUUCCAGGGUACAGCUGAUGCUGUAAGGCAGUAUCUAUGGCUGCUUGAAGAACAAAAUGUGUUGGAAUAUCUGGUUCUUGCUGGUGAUCAUUUGUACAGAAUGGAUUAUGAAAAGUUCAUUCAAGCACACAGGGAAACUGAUGCUGAUAUAACUGUGGCUGCUCUACCAAUGGAUGAAAAGCGUGCCACUGCAUUUGGUUUAAUGAAGAUCGAUGAAGAAGGAAGGAUAAUUGAGUUUUCAGAAAAGCCAAAGGGAGACAAAUUACAAGCAAUGAAGGUUGAUACUACCAUUUUAGGGCUUGAUGAUAAAAGAGCAAAAGAAAUGCCUUUUAUUGCAAGUAUGGGCAUAUAUGUUUUCAGUAAAAAUGUUAUGCUGGAUUUGCUUAGAGAAAAGUUUCCAGGAGCAAAUGACUUUGGAAGUGAAGUAAUUCCAGGUGCAACUUCCAUUGGAUUGAGGGUACAAGCAUACUUGUAUGAUGGCUAUUGGGAAGACAUUGGUACCAUUGAAGCUUUCUAUCAUGCAAAUCUUGGAAUCACCAAGAAGCCAGUUCCAGACUUCAGUUUUUAUGAUCGGACUGCUCCAAUAUAUACACAACCACGGUAUCUACCACCUUCAAAAAUGUUGGAUGCUGAUGUUACAAAUAGUGUCAUUGGUGAAGGUUGUGUGAUCAAGAAAUGUAAGAUUCAUCAUUCGGUGGUUGGUCUUCGGUCAUGCAUCUCUGAGGGUGUCAUUAUUGAAGAUACUUUGCUCAUGGGAGCCGACUACUAUGAGACUGACGCAGACAAAAGAGUGUUGGAAGCAAAGGGUGGGGUUCCUAUAGGCAUUGGAAAGAAUACACACAUCAAGAAAGCAAUAAUAGACAAAAAUGCUCGUAUUGGGGAUAAUGUCCAGAUUAUAAACAAAAACAAUGUUGAAGAAGCAGCGAGGGAAACGAAUGGUUACUUCAUUAAGAGCGGAAUUGUAACGGUCAUGAAAGAUGCAGUCAUUCCAAGUGGCACCGUAAUAUGAAACACCAUUUUAUCGUGUCAUCUUGUAUUUUGACUUUCAAUUUAUAUAGCAAUCGAUCUUUUUUAAAAUAAAAGUCUUUCAUAUUAGUUGAUCAAA
Molecule: messenger RNA, 1864 nt
Organism: Lactuca sativa (garden lettuce)
Lineage: Eukaryota; Viridiplantae; Streptophyta; Magnoliopsida; Asterales; Asteraceae
Product: glucose-1-phosphate adenylyltransferase small subunit, chloroplastic/amyloplastic
Biological process (GO): glycogen biosynthetic process
Molecular function (GO): glucose-1-phosphate adenylyltransferase activity
Source: RefSeq, a predicted model, not a curated record